Molecule: messenger RNA, 2232 nt
Organism: Sceloporus undulatus (fence lizard)
Lineage: Eukaryota; Metazoa; Chordata; Lepidosauria; Squamata; Phrynosomatidae
Product: keratin, type II cytoskeletal 4-like
Exons: 9
Coding region: 1-2232 (743 amino acids)
Biological process (GO): intermediate filament organization; keratinization
Cellular component (GO): keratin filament
Molecular function (GO): structural constituent of skin epidermis
Source: RefSeq, a predicted model, not a curated record
AUGACUCAACAGAUGUCUGCUGCAAGGUCCUUCAUGAGAGGAAGGGGAUUCAGCUCUAGGUCUUCUGCCUAUGGGCUAGGUGGGCACAGGACCUAUGCUGCUUCUGUUCGCUAUCCAGUCAGAAGUGGAUAUGAGGUCCCUGCCUUCACCAGCCAAAGUCUUGCCAACAUGGGUGGAAGCAGAAGAAUUUCCUAUGGUGGAUAUGGAGGCUACAAUGCUGGAUGCUAUGGUGGUUACAAUUAUGGUCAUGGUGGUGGCUAUGGUAACCUAGAAUUUGGUGGCACUAUGGGUCAUCACGUCCCUAGAACAUAUGACUCCACUGGAAGUUGUGGGCCUUUCGGAGGAUAUUCUAACUCCAGAGGUGAUACCAUUCAUGGAGUCAGAAUCAACGAGAAGCUCCUGAAGCCGUUGCAUGUGGGAGUGGAUCCACAGGACCAUGAAAUAAGAAACCAUGAGAGGGAAGAAAUGAAGGAUCUCAACAACCAAUUUGCUGGCUUCAUUGAAAAGGUUCGAACACUGGAACAGGAGAACAAGGCUCUUGAAACAAAAUGGAAUCUCUUGCAACAAUAUGCCAUGGUGCCAAAGAAAAACCUUGCACCAUACUAUGAGAAUUUCAUCUCUAGCAUAAGGAAUCAGAUAGACUGUCUAUUACAUGAUAGAGAACACCUAGCAAGUGAAAACUCAGCAAUUCAGCAUCUGGUGGAGGAAUUCAAGAGCAAAUAUGAAGAGGAAUUCAAAAGGCGGACGACAGCUGAAAAUGAAUUUGUGCUGCUCAAGAAGGAUGUAGACUCCAUUUCCCUCAGCAAAACAGAGCUGGAGGGGAAAGUGGAUUUGCUGAGACGUGAACUGGAAUUUCGCAACGGUGUCUAUAUGGAGGAAUUAACACAGUUGGGUGGCCAAAUUAGUGACAUGAACAUCCUUUUGCAAAUGGACAACAGUAGAGACUUGGAUGCUGACUUAAUCAUCAAAAAUACUGAAGCCUGGUACCAGAACAUUGCCCAGAGGAGCAAAGAGGAAGUAAAUGCUUUGUAUGGAAACAGAUUCCAAGAGCUUCAGGAGCAAAGGGCAAAAUACUUGAAUGAUCUGAAGAUCAAUCAGCAUGAGACUGAAGAGCUAACACGGGUGAUCCAUAAAUUGCAGUCCGAACAUGACAGCAUUAAAAAGCAGGUUGGUGCAUUGCAAACAUCCAUUUGUGAAGUUGAACAGCUUGGAGAUCAUGCUUUUAAAGAUGCUCAGGAAAAGCACAGUGACCUGCAGGCUGCUCUGCAGAAGGCCAAGGAUGACCUAGCUGGCAUGCUGAAAGAUUACCAUGACCUUCUGAAUGUCAAGGUGGCCCUUGACAUUGAGAUUGCUACAUACAAGACACUACUAGAAGGCGAGGAGAUCAGGUUACACACAGGAAAUCCCUUCAGAAUAGAUGUGAUCAGACCCCACUACAUGGAGAACUCAUCUGGAUUUGCAGCUCCAUGUGGAUAUGGACCUUUAGGUAGAGGAUAUAAUUCAGGAUAUGGUGGUGGAUACACAACUGGAGGCCACAGAAGUUACCACCGGAGCUCCAGCACCAGAAGUGUUGGAGACUACUCAAGACCUGAGGACAGCAACAAUGCAGCUACAGGACAUGACUCUGCAGAUGCAGAAUUUGAUCCCAGAGGAGCAAACAGCUCCAGAGGUGUCUCUUACUCUACUGGUAAACCAAACUCCCCUAUAGGCAUAGACAGCUCCUCCGUAGGGGAAGGGGUUGGUGCAGGAAUAGACUAUGGCCCAGGCCCAGGAUUCAGCUCAGGAAGUGCACAAGGAUCAGGCAGCUAUGUAGGUCGGGGGCGUUUUUCUAGGGGAAGAGCAGAAAGUUUCCCUGAUGGAGGCUAUCCAUCAGGGUAUUAUGGACCAGGCUAUUAUGGACCAGGUGGUGCCAUCCCGUUUGGGGCUGGGGGCCUGGGACCUAGGGUUAGGGGUGGCCCCAUGGUAGCGGGCUACAAUCCUGGAAUUGCUAGAGGUGUUGGCAUGAGCAAUGCUGGAGUUUCAGCUGUAGGCAUCCCUGUUGUGAGGGGUUUAGGUUUGGGAAGGGGUCCAUGUGUAGGGCUAGGUGCUCCUGUCGGGGUAUGCCAUCCUGGAGCAUUGGGAGGUCCAGGGGGUAUCUGUUACCAUGAACCGGUAGGAGCUCCUGCUGGUAUCUGCUACCCUAUAGGAGCUCCUGGAGGGGUCUGUUAUCCUGGAGCAGUAGCAUUCCUAUAG